Molecule: messenger RNA, 3472 nt
Organism: Triticum urartu
Lineage: Eukaryota; Viridiplantae; Streptophyta; Magnoliopsida; Poales; Poaceae
Product: stearoyl-[acyl-carrier-protein] 9-desaturase 5, chloroplastic
Biological process (GO): fatty acid biosynthetic process
Cellular component (GO): chloroplast stroma
Molecular function (GO): stearoyl-[ACP] desaturase activity
Source: RefSeq, a predicted model, not a curated record
AAUUGCGAAACUCUUUGCCCCGUUUGGCGGCGGUGGGCAAAUGGGUGCUCGCGUGGCCCUCGUGAGGCGCCGCCACCACCGCUCACCUUCCGCUACCCCACCACUCUCCCCGUGGACUCAUUCCCUCGCAUCUCCGGCUUAGGAUCGGUCGGGCGCUCGCUCACCUCCCACAGUCCCUGACCAGGUGAAAGAGAAGAGGAGCAGCUGCGGUCCAGCCGUGGUGAAUUUCUCCUCCUCCUCCUCGACAACACACAGGUGCUGUCGAUGUCAUGUGCUCGCUGAUCGUCUUCCCGCGACGUCCGUCGGUUCCUGCUCGCCUCGGGCAACCGCUGUGUGUUGUUGCCUGUUGCUGCUGAGUGCUGGGCUGUAGUCUGUUUGCUGUUGAUGUAUGAUUCAAUCCAGUAGCAUGUACAGUACUCCGGAGUACUCGUAAUUAGCAAGUAAUCCGGUAUGCUGUUGAUGAAAUAAACAUGUACUCCUGCAUAUAUCCCCAAUGGCUGUUGAUGUACGAUCCAUGAAGCUCUGCUAAUGAAUUAGCUACUGGUGGAUCCUAGGAAGAAAAAAAUUGUUGCACAGAAUGCCCAAGGGUAGUUAUAAAACUGUUGCAAACGAUGCUCAUAGCAGCUCAAGAACAAGUGAAAUUCACCUAGGCCAACCAAUUCCAUAUUUAGGUAUUUGCUGGGUUAAGUAUUUGGUCCCCAAAUUUUCACGCAUUAUGGUGGUGAGCUAAAACCAUCAUAAGCGAAUUAUUGCCAAAUUGGUAGAAAAGGAAACAUUAGUACUAAAAAAACACACACAGAGUUUAUGUCUGGUUGGACCAAGUGGUUUCUGAUCAUGCAUUCUUGAUGCAGGUGCAAGCAGGAGGCGAACGCAAGCGUAUGUUGGUGUGUAGAGGUGACCAUUUUUGGCUUCUCAAGCAACCUGCAAGCACGCAUCACACUAUUUCAGUGAAUGUAUGUGUAAGCAUCCUAAGAAUACGUCCCACUGUGCAAAGGUUGUGUGAACAUUGGUCACUCUACUCUUAUCUAGGCUGGGCCGGCAAUAGAUUGAAUGCAAAUCAAAUAUUGAUCUUCAUGUGUUUGCAGGCAUAUUUUAAUUAUGAUGAUUACCAAAUGAUUCCUGCAGUUGUUUUGUUUCGAAUGCGAUUCUUGGAUAGAGAUUGAACUCGUACUCCAAACGAAUGUACGCUGGGUCUGGUCGAACUGCAACAUCUGCCUAAUUUAUUUUCACAUUAAACGCAAUUCAGCAUUAUAAUACGAUGUAUUAUGCUCAUAAAACAUGUAGAUUCUAAAUUACAAUGACUUAUGGCUGGUUAGAUAGUCUACAAAAAAAACUCAAUGUUCAAUUUGAAUUCGGAAAAGCAUAGAGAGACGCUCCAAACAAGAAAAUUUAGAAUAUACUCAAAUUUAUGUUCUAUUGUCGGAUUUUAGCACAAAUUAUUAUUUUCUGUUCAUGUUUGUGAAAAUUUUAUUUGCAUUCUACAGGAUUUGGAUACUUCUUACUCCCUCCGUUCCACAAUGUAGUGCGUAUAUAUUUUUUCAAAAGUCAAAAUUUACAAACUUUGACCAUAUUUAUAGAGAAAAAUAGGUACAUCUAGAAUACCAAAUACAUAUCGUUGGAUACAUCAUGAGCUAUAUUUUCAUAAUGUACAUGUUUGGUAUUUGAAAUAUAGAUAGUUUUCUCUAUAAACUUGGUCAAAGUUUGCUAAGUAUGACUUUCAAAAAAAUCUAUAUGCACAACAUUGUGGAACGGAGGGAGUACUAUUUAUUUCUGCACCUACCUGUAGGUUACUCUGUCAUACUAGAUAUCUUUGUGUUUCAAGAGCUUGUAUUCAAAUUUCUGAAGGGCGUAUUUUCCCCCCACGCUAGAGGAAUAUAUAUUGGCGUAUUUGGGACUCAACUAACUUUAAUCCCGUAGGAACUGUUUCUUUUUCAGUGCAACAAAAAGAGGUUGAAAACCUUGCACAAGCCGUCAGGUCAGAAGUAACAAGAAAAACAAAAUGAAAUCAGUCUCCUCUCCUCCAUUUAGUACUAGUACUAGUCCGACUACUAGUACUCCACUCCAACUGCUCACUCUACCUCCCACCUCAGCUUGUACGUAAGUGUGGGCAGAAUCAAAGUAUUGCCAAACUCUAAACUCAGCGUUGAAAGUGAUGUUGGUGGAUUGAUAAGUUGAUGUAUCUAAUGGCAUACAUGCCUUCCUGCGGCACCUUCCAUGCACCUUUAGUGUCUUCUUGCCUGAGGAGGAAAUUCACAGUGGUGGCCACGGCUUCCAAGGCCAAGGUUGGAACUCCCAAAAAGGCCUCCACUCAAGUCCGAUUCACGCAACCAUUCCCACCUGAAAAGAAGGAAAUUUUCGAUUCAUUGGAACGCUGGGCAGAGGAAAACAUCCUGGUCCUGUUGAAGCCAGUAGAGAAAUCAUGGCAGCCGCAGGACUACCUGCCAGACCCUUCCUCGGAUGGAUUCUAUGAUGAAGUCAAGGAGUUGAGGGAACGGGCCAAGGAGAUCCCGGAUGACUACUUGGUCUGUCUGGUUGGAGACAUGGUCACUGAGGAAGCACUCCCUACUUACCAGACAAUGCUCAAUAUUCUCGAUGGCGGUGUCGGCGACGAUACUGGCACCAGUCCAGCCAGCUGGGCUGUCUGGACGAGGGCAUGGACGGCCGAGGAGAACAGGCACGGUGAUCUCAUGAACAAGUACAUGUACCUCACUGGGAGGGUUGAUAUGAGGCAGAUUGAGAAGACCAUACAGUAUCUCCUUGGUGCUGGAAUGGAUCCAAAAACCGAGGGCAACCCAUAUGAGGGUUACAUCUACACAUCUUUCCAAGAGAGGGCAACCUUCAUAUCUCACGGCAACACUGCAAGGCACGCCAGGAAGUACGGGGACCUGAAGCUGGCUCAGAUAUGUGGCACCAUCGCGGCCGACGAGAAGCGCCAUGAGACGGCCUACACCAAGAUUGUGGAGAAGCUCUUCGAGGUCGACCCCGACUACACGGUGCUGGCCUUCGCCGCCAUGAUGAGGAAGAAGGUCACGAUGCCCGCCCACUUGAUGUACGACGGGCAGGACGACAACCUGUUUGAGCACUUCAGCGCGGUGGCUCAACGGCUGGGCGUCUACACCGCCAUGGACUACGCCGACAUCCUCGACUUCCUGGUCCAGAGGUGGAACGUGGCCAACCUCACUGGGCUGUCCGGGGAAGGGAGGCGGGCUCAGGAUUUCCUCUGCUCACUGGGACCAAGGUUCAGGAAGCUGGAGGAGCGAGCUCAGGGCAGGGCGAAGCAGUUACCGGUUGUUCCUUUCAGCUGGAUCCAUGGCCGGCAAGUGCAACUUUGAGUGGCAUUGCUAAACAAUUAUAAGACAAUUUGUUCUUCUUAUUUUCAAAAUAUGAAGCAACUGUUGACUUGUACUACUAUAAACAUAUCUACUCUGCAUGUGCCAAAGAAGCUUAAAAUAACAUAAUUAUAUCAUGAACA